Rubroshorea leprosula is the source of this 1929-nucleotide messenger RNA. NCBI's taxonomy places the organism in Eukaryota, Viridiplantae, Streptophyta, Magnoliopsida, Malvales, Dipterocarpaceae. The record is from the annotation of a GenBank genome assembly.
ACCCAAAGGAAAAGCGGGAGAGAGGAAAAAAAAAACAGAAGGUCGCAAAAUAUGGAAAUAGAGAUGGAGAAAGAAAGACUGACGGCGGAGAUGGCAUUCAAUGAUUCUACCUCUGCCGUCAUCAAAAUCCGGCGACAAUUGCCCGAUUUCCUACAGUCCGUCAAGCUCAAGUACGUCAAGUUGGGAUAUGGGUAUUCCUGCAAUCCUGCCACUCUGCUCAUACUUGCUCUCAUUCUCCCAGUGUUUGUUUUCACAGUAGUUCAGAUCACUGGUCUAAAGCUGGAUCGGGUUUCUGAGUUAUGGACGAACCGAAAACUUCAACUUGAAAGCAUUGAUGCGGUGACAAGAAUGGUUGGUGCUGUGACAUUAUGCUUCCUCUUCGCCCUGUAUUUAGCCAAGCGGUCCAGACCGGUUUACCUGGUCGACUUCGCAUGUUACAAACCGGAAGAUGAACGUAAAAUGUCAAUCGAUUCAUUCCUGAAGAUGACCGAAGAUAGCGGGGCUUUUGGAGAGGAAUCCGUUCAAUUUCAAAGGAGGAUAGCGGCCCGGUGCGGUCUAGGAGAUGAAACAUACUUGUCGAGUGGCAUAACGGCCCGACCACCAAAUUUAUGCAUGGAAGAGGCUCGGGCGGAGGCGGAAGCUGUUAUGUUUGGCGCACUAGACUCGCUUUUUGAGAGAACCGGUGUCAACCCGAAGGACAUCGGAAUCCUCAUCGUCAACUGCAGCUUAUUUAAUCCGACCCCGUCUCUGUCCUCCAUGAUCGUGAACCACUACAAGCUCCAAACCGACAUCAAGAGCUACAAUCUCGGAGGAAUGGGUUGUAGCGCAGGCCUUAUUUCCAUCGAGCUUGCGCGAAACCUCCUCCAAGCAAAUCCCAACACGUACGCCGUCGUGGUGAGCACAGAAAACAUCACCCUCAACUGGUAUUUUGGCAAUGACCGGUCCAUGUUGCUAUGCAACUGCAUAUUCCGCAUGGGUGGCGCUGCCGUUCUUUUAUCCAACAAGGCACGCGACAGGUCUAGGUCCAAGUACGAGCUUGUUCACCUGAUCCGAACCCAUAAAGGUGCAGACGAUAAAAACUACAAUUGCGUGUUCCAAAGAGAGGAUGACAAGGGAACUAUCGGAGUUUCACUCUCACGUGAGCUAAUGGCUGUUGCCGGAGAUGCCUUAAAGACCAACAUCACCACUCUGGGACCUCUUGUUCUGCCAUUAGCUGAGCAGUUCAUGUUCUUUCUUACGCUCGUUCGGAAAAAGAUAUUCAAAGCCAAGGUAAAGCCUUAUAUUCCUGAUUUCAGGCUUGCUUUCGAGCAUUUCUGCAUUCAUGCUGGGGGAAGAGCGGUGUUGGACGAGGUCCAGAAAAAUCUACAACUCACUGAGUGGCACAUGGAGCCGUCGAAGAUGACACUGUACAGAUUCGGAAACACGUCGAGCAGCUCACUUUGGUACGAGUUGGCAUACACGGAGGCGAAGGGUAGGAUCUCCGGCGGAGACCGGGUUUGGCAGAUUGCUUUCGGGUCGGGUUUCAAAUGUAACAGCGCUGUUUGGAGAGCGCUGAGAGCGACUCCGGUGAGUAAGUCAAGGGGGAAUCCAUGGGUGGAUGAAAUUGACAAGUACCCGGUCAAGGUUCUUCGAGUUUGAACGUGCACGUGGCAUUGUUUUAGUGGACGGAGAAAAUGACAGGAAUGGUAACUUGGCUGUAGGUGGGUUCCACUUGUCUUAUUCUAAACGAAGUUUAAUUAGACAAAAAUUAUUACGUAAUCAUUUGUAAUCAGGCCAUCUGAUUGUAUUUUAUAUAUGGAAAUAUUUACUACUAUAUUAUUUUAUACAGGUUUUUUUUUAUUUAUUUUUUUGGCCAAUAAACUUGGUGUUAUAGAAACAUGUAAGGAAAAGUCUUAUACAAGUUUGAUAAAAGAAAUGCAAUUAAUUGUU